This is a messenger RNA of Lathyrus sativus (Indian pea), 618 nucleotides long. Lineage: Eukaryota; Viridiplantae; Streptophyta; Magnoliopsida; Fabales; Fabaceae. The record is from the annotation of a GenBank genome assembly.
AUGAAAGCAACAAAAGUUCAUUCUGGCAAGAAGACAACAUGUUUAGCUUGGCUAGAUCAACAUCCACCUCGAUCCGUCAUCUAUGUUUCCUUCGGUAGUUUGGCAGUUAUGGACCAAAACCAAUUUAACGAAUUCGCCUUAGGACUUGACCUCGUGAACAAGCCUUUUCUUUGGAUUGUUCGUCCAAGUAAUGACAACAAGGUAAACUAUGCAUACCCAGAUGAAUUUGUUGGAACCAAAGGGAAGAUUGUUGGUUGGGGACCGCAGAAGAAGAUAUUGAACCAUCCGUCUGUAGCAUGUUUCAUUAGUCAUUGUGGCUGGAAUUCUACUAUAGAAGGUGUUCAUUGCGGUGUACCUUUCUUGUGUUGGUCAUUUUACGGUGAUCAAUUUGUUAACAAGUCAUAUAUUUGUGAUGCGUGGAAGGUUGGACUUGAACUAGACAAAGAUGAAAAUGGUUUAACGUCAAGAGAAGAGAUAAAGAAGAAGGUGGAGGAGUUGCUUGGAGAUCAAGGAAUACAAGAAAGGUCCUUGAAGCUUAAGGAAUUGACAUUGGAUAACAUAGUAGAAGAAGGCCACUCUUUAAGGAAUCUCCAAAACUUCAUCAAUUGGGCUAAGUAG